Archocentrus centrarchus (flier cichlid) is the source of this 2937-nucleotide messenger RNA. RefSeq names its product fat storage inducing transmembrane protein 2 (gene fitm2). The transcript has 2 exons. Gene Ontology annotation, molecular function: coenzyme A diphosphatase activity. Bases 21 to 803 code for a protein of 260 amino acids. The record is from RefSeq and is a predicted model, not a curated record. Gene Ontology annotation, biological process: phospholipid biosynthetic process; lipid storage; lipid droplet organization. Gene Ontology annotation, cellular component: endoplasmic reticulum membrane. Lineage: Eukaryota; Metazoa; Chordata; Actinopteri; Cichliformes; Cichlidae.
CGCUGGUCAAUUGCGUCAACAUGGCGACGUUAGAAGUCAUUGUGGAUAAUUUGGUGGUACUGUGGAGGAUACCGGCCGUCCGACAUAACUUCCCCUGGAUGUUUUUGCUCCUCUCGGUCGUUGGGUCCGUCCUGAAAGAGCUGGAGCUCGUUCCGCAGACGUAUUUCAGCAGCAGCACAAACGCCCUGAACGUAUAUUUUGUUAAAGUGUCCUGGGGCUGGACGGUGCUGCUGUUAACACCCUUCCUCCUCCUGUCCAACUCCUCCUUCAGCAGGAGUGUCUCCUUCCUCGGCCGGCGGCUGCUGUCUCUGGUGGUGGCAACAGUGGUCUGGUACGUCUGCACAGAGACCUUCUUCUACAUCGAGGAUGUGACUGGUUCUUGUUACGAAAGCAGCGCCUUGAAAGUCAUCAACAAGGAGUUCACGUUGAAAGCCACCUGCAGGCGUGCUGGCUUCCACUGGGACGGCUAUGACAUCUCGGGACACUCCUUCAUCUUGGCCUACUCUGCCCUCUUCAUCAUGGAGGAAACUGCCCCAAUGGCCUCCCUGAAUACCACCAGCCUUUCUGGACUUCCCAGAAUGGUCUUGAACCUGCUGUAUAUGGCCUUGAAUCUUAUUAUGAUUAUUUGGGUGUGGAUGUUCACCUGCACCUCUGUUUAUUUCCAUGACCCAUCUCACAAGUUGCUCGGGACCAUAAUUGCUCUACUGGGGUGGUAUUUGACAUAUCGGGUUUGGUAUCUAAAGCCGAUGUCACCAGGUCUCCCCCCUCAGCGCCACCCAAAAGAACAGAAACAGCAUGCCUAAGCUGAACACACAAGUAAAUCCAUCCUCAGAACAGCACACUACAUUUGACGUUAUCUGCUUUCAGGUCCAAACCAGCCAACUCUACUUGAAGCUAUUUUAAGUAAUUCCCCUCUUCAGACUGGUCACCUUGUACGAGAUGACUUGGAGUCCUCGGUUUGGCAGCUGCUGAUCCCAAAAUGACUCGUGGUAAUCUGAGAUAAAAGCAUGGAGCCGCUGCGCUGCCUCGCUUCAUCCUCUCACCUUCAGCCUCAUGGUUCACGGUUCUGUUGUUUGCCUUAUAGUGCUUUAUUCCUGACUGAGUAUUUGCAGUUUUUAGAUAUGAAUGGGAACACUUGAGAAUGUUUACAGCUCCAGUUGUAUAGCACUGAUGAUGUUUUUCACAGACCAAUGUACAGUAAAUGUUCAUUGUUAUUUAUUUAGGAAGCUACCUUUAGAACAAAGCGCUGAAGCUGCGUUUCAUUAUUUUAAAUCAGCUGUUUCUCUUGAUCAUGCAUGAUUUGAGGUCAGAGCAACUGUGUGUCAACAUUACAUGUAAAGUUUGUUCAGGGUAUGUAGAACAUGGUUAAGAACAGAAAAUAUAGAGACUUUUAAUGUAUUUACUCUCAUUUUAGGCAAGCAGUAAGGUUGGAAAUAUUCAGUAUUUUCUUUUGAGCUUCACCUAACACUUAUUUUCAUCAUUAAUAUACAAAUUAUUUUUUUCUGUUAACUGUUCUCUGAAAAAUACCAAAACCGUUUAACAAAAAUGCAAGGAAAUAUAAAAUAUUUAGUCCCUACAAUAUAAAGUUUAAAACAUGGAUGAAAUCAACAGAUUACCACAUUUAGAAGAGCUGAAAGCAGCUUCUGUACUUUGUGGCAUUUUUGUUCAUUAUUUGAUUGUUUAGGUUUAAAUUUUUAUUUUAGCUGGUCACAAAAAUACAAAUUCCUCUGUGCCAAAAUUUUCUGUUUCUGCCCAAAAGCUAUUAAAACUAUAAAUAGUGAACAGUGUAGUUUAUCGACGUGCCCUCUACUUUUUAAAAUUAGGCUUCAGAUUCUCCUUUCUGAUAAGUUUGUAGUUAGUGCUGGAUCAGGAUCCCAGAAUCAUGCCUUUAGUUAUGCUGCUGGGGGACUUCCCAUGAUGCACUGAGUACUCUACUCAUGCGUUUAUACGUCAAAACUACAUGUCGGCGGGCGCCUGGGUGGCUUAGUGGGGAAGCUGGCGCCCACAUACAUAUGCUGCGGUGCGGGCGGUGUAGAUUCGAGUCCCAGCCUGUUGCCAAUUUGCCCGCGUGUCUUCCCCCAUUUCCUGUCUCCCUCCACUGCCGAUAAAAGCCGCUGUGGCCAAAAAUGCAAAAAAAAAAAAAACUACAUGUCAACUUCUGUAGUUUGUUUGGUCCUGCUUGCUGUUUGUGGUCUCGCUAUACUCUCCUUUGCUUUCUCUUCUUUUCCCUCAACCAUGGUCUGAGCAGAUGGCCGACCCUCCCUGAACCUGUUCCUUCCUGUGUAACCCUAGAACACAAUUUUGUAAUACAAUCACUAACAUCAGCUAUAUUUUACCCAAUAUACCCGAUAAAGCAUACUUCCCAUUAAAAGAUAUUAAACUAUAAAAAAUAUUAUGCAAAUGGAAGUACUCUUAUUUUCCCCCCAUACAGCAUCUCAUAACAAAAAAGGUAUAUAAAAAAAAAAAAAGGCUCUAAAAUUAGUGCAAAAUUAGGGAAAAAAUUCCUGAAACAAAUGAUGGAACUGGGAGCUUGUUCGUCUGUCCACUGAUUCCUGGGAUAUGUGAGCCUUCUCCAGUGAAGGCACAGCCUCGCUGCAUCACUAACAGCUAUGCUACAGAUAAACAAAAAAAAGGCAUUUUUUUGAGAAGGGAAAAAUGACGAGCUGACUAUAAAAAGUCAAACUUUUUAUAGUCAGCUCGUCAUUUUUUUUUAUGCAUGAUUUCUGCAUGCAGCUCAGCAGCAUAAUGAAAAUCACCUGGCUACAAUCCUGUGGAUGAAAAUCACCCAACGUUAGUGUUCUAGGGUUAAAAGGGAGUUCUUCCUCCCCGCUGUCACUAGGUGUUCACAGGGGAUCGUCUAAUGAUCUUUACCUCACACUAAAGCACCUUGAACUGUGUGAAUUGGCCUUAUAUGAAUAAAUCUGAAUUGAAUUUCCA